Molecule: messenger RNA, 1842 nt
Organism: Diversispora eburnea
Lineage: Eukaryota; Fungi; Glomeromycota; Glomeromycetes; Diversisporales; Diversisporaceae
Source: the annotation of a GenBank genome assembly
AUGAGGAAGUGGUUACGAAAAAAUAUAAAAAAGAAUAAUACUUUUGAGGAUGUUCGUUUAACGAGAAUGUUAUUAAAUUUGAUUUCACCAGGAGGGGAUAAUUCCGAGUUAAUAGGCGAACAAGACAAUAGUAUUAAUUUAGGGGAUAGAACAUUUAUCGAGAGAAUUAAUAUUUUUGAUUUUGAUGGGACACUUCUCGAUUCACCUCAGCCAAACCCUCAAUUAUGGAAUUCUUCAUUCAUUGGUCUUUUAAUGGAUGAAAAUAAAAUUUAUAAAGGAUGGUAUCAAGAUAAAAGGACAUUAAAUAUUAAUUCUGAACAAAAUAGAAAAUGGUGGAAUGAAAGAGUAGUUAGUUCAGUACGUAAAUCAAUGUUACAACCAACUUCUUUAACAGUAUUACUCACAGGACGCAAAUAUACAGAAUUUCAUGAAGUAGUUACAGAUUUGACGUCAACGAAAGGAUUAGAAUUUGAUAUAAUGGGAUUCAAACCAGAUCAAGAUCGAGAUGUACUUGAUUGGAGUUUGUAUUAUAAACCAGGAAUUUACAAUAAAAUAGGAAGAGAGAAUUAUGAACGAAUUUCAAAAUUAAGGACAAGUAUGGAUAAACCAAUAAGAACCAAGGUUUACAAAUUAAAAUUUAUUGAAGAAUUGUUGUGGCAUCAUCCAUCUACUCGAGCAAUUUAUUUAUGGGAAGAUCGAGUUGCCCAUGCCAAUAAAUUUCAGGAAUUUUUAAAUUUUUUAAAAGGUCAAAGAAGAAUUCGGGAAGGUUUGGUGAAUGUAGUAGUACCUAGGAAGCGUUAUUUCACAAAAAAAGAUGAGAUAAAAAUGGUCAAAGAAAUGGUUGAAGACCAUAAUAGACAGGUUGAGAUGAUGAAAAAUGAAGGACAAAUGGGAAUUUUAGAAGAAAUAAGGAAUUUGGAAGAAACGGAAAAUGAAGAAACGGAAAAUGAAGAAGAAAUGGAAGAUUUGGAAGAUUUGGAAGAUCUAGGAGAAAGGGAAAGUCUAGAAGAAAUGGAAAUUUUAGAAGAAAGGGAAAUAUUAGGAGAAAGGGAAAUAUUAAAAGAAAGGGAAAUAUUAGGAGAAAGGGGAAUAUUAAGAGAAAGGGAAAAUUUAGAAGAAAGGGAAGAUUUAGAAGAGAGGGAGGAUUUAGAAGAAAGGGAAGAAAGGGAAGAAAGAGAAAGAUUUGGACGAAAUGAAAGAUUUGGAAGAAAUGAAGGAUUUGGAAGAAAUGAAGGAUUUGGAAGAAAUGAAGGAUUUGGAAGAAAUGAAGGAUUUGGACGAAGUGAAGGAUUUGUACGAAAUGAAAGAUUCGGAAGAAAUGGUUUCUUUGGGCGAAAUGAAAGAUUCAGAAGAAAUGAAAGCUUUGGACGAGAUGAAGGAUUCAGAAGAAAUGAAGGAUUUGGGAGAAAUGAAGGAUUUGGGAGAAAUGAAGGAUUUGGAAGAAAUGAAAGAUUUGGAAGAAAUGAAAGGUUCAGAAGAGAUGAAAGAUUUGGGCGAGAUGAAAGAUUUGGAAGAGAUGAAAGAUUUGGACGAGACGAAAGAGAUGAAAGAUUUAGAGGAAAUGAAAGAUUUAGAGGAAGUGAAAGAUUUAGAGGAAAUGAAAGAUUUAGAGGAAAUGAAAGAUUUAGAGGAAAUGAAAGAUUCAGAGGAAAUGAAAGAUUUAGAGGAAAUGAAAGAUUUAGAGGAAAUGAAAGAUUUAGAGGAAAUGAAAGAUUUAGAGGAAAUGAAAGCUUUAGACGAAAUGAAAGAUUUGGACGAGAUGAAGGAUUUAGAAUAGAAGAAAGAUUUGGAAGGGAUGAAAGAUUUGGACGUGAUGAAGGGUUUAGAAGAGAUUGGGAGUAA